AUGCAACCCCGUCGACAGGUUGACGAGCGAGAGCGUGGGAUUGUCGCGUCGAAAGAACGAAAGACUGCAAAGACCGCAGCUGACGACUGGAACAAGUGUUUUGCUCGAAACCGGCAGCUGGACUUGCUUGUCGAAAGCCGUGGGGUAGCCAGGGCCCUCGACGACUGUCGUAUGGGCUUCGUGCGCUUGUAA
This is a messenger RNA of Peronospora matthiolae, 192 nucleotides long. The record is from the annotation of a GenBank genome assembly. NCBI's taxonomy places the organism in Eukaryota, Oomycota, Peronosporomycetes, Peronosporales, Peronosporaceae.